AUGUCUCAACAGUUACCUCUUCAACCUGAACAAGAAUUACCAAAAGCUUAUAAAGCUAAUUUGAUUUUUGAUAAAAAUCAAGAUCUUAGUAAACAUGUGUUUAAAACUUGCUUGAAUAAAAUUUGUAAAGAUGAUCCAAGAGAAAAAUCAAUCUUUUUGAUAAAACUUAAAGAAUUUUAUCAACUUAGAUAUGAUAUGAUGACUGAGAUAGAAUUUAAUUGUAAUUUAGUUUAUAACAGAGAAGAUUCAAAUUAUGAAAAAGCCAAGAAUUGUAAAGAAAAGAUUUUACAUAGUCCUAAAUAUGAAGCACAACAAGAAUAUGAUUUUGUGAUUGAUGCAUAUUUUAAGCAUUUAUCAGAGCUUGAAUCAAGAGUUAAA
Molecule: messenger RNA, 378 nt
Organism: Cetraspora pellucida
Lineage: Eukaryota; Fungi; Glomeromycota; Glomeromycetes; Diversisporales; Gigasporaceae
Source: the annotation of a GenBank genome assembly